AUGUGUUAUCCUAUGGUUAUAGCACGUUUUCUAAUGGCAAAUGGAAUUGAUCAAUUACUUGAACAUCAAAAUCAAAAUGCUAAUAUUACAUACCUUUUAUCUUUAUGUGAAUACGGUGAUCUACAUUUACGUGGUGCAUGUGCAAAUUUACUUAUUACAUUAAUUCAAAUAACAAAUCAUCUUUUAACACUAUCAUCAUUAUCAAAUUCAUUUAAUAAUUCUUUUAUUAAUCAAUGUUCACUUAUAUCAACUGAUUCACAAGACAGUUCAAGUCAUGCAUUUACAAUCAUAGGAAUUAAAUUAUUAGAAGAUUCUAUUCAACAUACUACAAGUUCCUGUACUCUUGCUAAAUUUGCUCUAGCUCAACUUAUGGAUGAUAUUGAUUUUCGAAUAUUAACUUAUCUUGAACAACAAUUAAAACAACAGUACCCUGAUAUACAUGUUCGUCAAGCAAUUGCUUCGACUUUUGCUAAGUAUGCAUUUUGUAGAGAUAUUAACUAGGUAGUUUUUUUUCGAAUUUGAAUGCAUAAGUCGAUUUUCUUGAAUUAAGUUAGUUAUUAGCUACUUUUUGAUUUUAAGGUUUUGUUGAUCACAAUUCAUUUUAACCAUGUCAAUGGAUAUAUAAAAUUCAUCAUUCAUUACAAGCUCAAGCAUCAACUCGAAUAAAAAUUGUUUGUUAUUUUUGUCUUUUAUAUAGGUUGGAUGUUUAAAAGAUAUUUAUGUUCUUUCAAAUGUUUUAAGAUCAACAACAAUUCGACCAAUUUUUU
Molecule: messenger RNA, 767 nt
Organism: Rotaria sp. Silwood1
Lineage: Eukaryota; Metazoa; Rotifera; Eurotatoria; Philodinida; Philodinidae
Source: the annotation of a GenBank genome assembly